GAAAGAAAUGAGCAAUACUCUAGUUUGUGUCAAAAAAGUAAAGCAAGAAACGCCUGAAGAAUGGGAUGAGAACAUGCCAUUGCCUGGAGACAUCGUCGAAGGUUUUGCAGAAGAUGACAAUGGUGACGAGUUAUUUCUGCCGGCUAAAUCCAGGUCAGAGCUCAGUUCACAGCUUGGAAAACUUAGCCAACACGUUGAUCCAAUAUGGCUGAAGGUUAGAAGAGGCGAUGCUACGCUUAAACUCCGUGUCAACGUAGUGCAAGAGAAGAGUUCAUUGCUGCAUAAAAGGUUCUCCUUUAAAGCGGUGACCGAUUAUAGACAUGUUGCAGUGUUGGGGGACUUGACCUCACAACAAUGCAGAGAGCUACAAGAAAUGAGCAGGAAGGUGGUGAAUGCCGAGAGCGGAUUAUUCAGGGAGAAGGGAGUGAAGUAUAACUGGAAGAUGAAAACGAGUACCUAUUUGCCAGACCAACAAUCCAGCGUUGUUAGUUCCAUUCUCUUCAUGCCAAUGCAAGGUGAAAAUUUCAUUGAAGCCACCACAGGCAGGUGCAUGGCCUGGUUUUCAGCAGCAGUUUCUUCUGGGAUCCCUCUUGUCUUUGUUAAUAUUCAAACAGAACUGAUGUUCGCAGGGAAAGAAUCGAUUUGGGGUGAACAGCAAAACCACUUUGCAACAAUUCAGACAAUGCAUGGCAUAAGACUUUGGUUUUUACCUGGAGUUGCUGAAGUUGUACUUGAAAUGACAUUGGAACCAGGAGAGCUGCGCUUUGGGAUGGACAUUAAACGAACAGACGAGGGCUUCAUCUGUGUGUAUUCGGUGACAAAAGAUUCGGCAGCAGAUCGUGCUGGGAUUCGGCAGCUGUAUGAGGAGGCAAAUAAAACAGAUCAUUUACUGGUAAUCUCUAAAUUACAAGGCAAGACUCUAAUGCCUUCAAGUGUCUGCUUAUCAGGGCUCAUACAUUGUUGUGAUCAUAAUGAAAUUAAACAGACUCUUGCUUCAGCUAUUGAGCAAAUGGAUUCAAUCCAAGUCCACUUCAUGUCCUGGCCUAACCAAACUAUUCCUUGCAACAUUAAAGCUGUCGGUGCUGCAGCCCUCCAACCUCCAAGGGAAUAUUGAAAAAUUGUAGCAAAGGAGUGAUUUAGCAUAAUACAAGAACUUGUAAUGAUAUAAUCUCAUAUGAGGAAAUUUUACUCCACACCUGAGUAUAUA
Molecule: messenger RNA, 1207 nt
Organism: Manihot esculenta (cassava)
Lineage: Eukaryota; Viridiplantae; Streptophyta; Magnoliopsida; Malpighiales; Euphorbiaceae
Exons: 4
Coding region: 8-1114 (368 amino acids)
Source: RefSeq, a predicted model, not a curated record